AUGAACAACAAGUUUACUGUACAGAAGGAACCAAAAUAUUCGUUCAAAUAUGGUGUUACCGACCUCUACACGGGAGAUGUUAAAUCUCAACACGAAAGCCGUGAUGGAGGUAUAGUGAGAGGACAGUAUUCUUUAGUAGAACCUGAUGGUUCCAUAAGAACCGUGGAUUAUACAGCUGAUCCGGUUCACGGAUUCAAUGCCGUCGUUUCUAAAACUGCACCGUCUAUACACCCGGUGGCACCAGUGGUCAAACAUUUGGAUGUUGUACCUGCUGUGGUAAAGAAAAUUGUACCUGCCGCACAACAUUCUACAGUUUACAUUCACAAGAACGAUGUUGAAGCCGCGCCGGUGGCGGCUCCAGAGAUUUACGUCGGAAAACACUCGUACCAACCGAUUUACGCAGGAUUAGGUGGUUUAGAAAAGGUCUACUAUAAUGAUUAUGGAGGAAGCCAUCAAGCUUAUUACGAUCAUGACUAUGACCAUUAUUAAAAUAAAUAAACAAAUCAAAAUGUACGCCAAAUUGUGGUAUUAUUAUCCUUAUUUUAAAUAUCAAACAACAAAGUCUAAACUCCAGUGUACCGUUCUGCGUUAUUCUUUUG
This is a messenger RNA of Agrilus planipennis (emerald ash borer), 599 nucleotides long. RefSeq names its product cuticle protein 7-like. The transcript is spliced from 3 exons. Gene Ontology annotation, cellular component: extracellular matrix. The record is from RefSeq and is a predicted model, not a curated record. The coding region runs from base 1 to 489 and encodes 162 amino acids. NCBI's taxonomy places the organism in Eukaryota, Metazoa, Arthropoda, Insecta, Coleoptera, Buprestidae.